GUACAGAGGCCGGGGCCGCCCGAGCGGUUAUACAAGGAGCACGACUGAUUGGUCGCCCUUCCCCAUCCCCGGGUCCCCCCGGUGUAUAAAUAGCUGGCGGCGGGAGUCGGGACAAUCACUGGGCGCGGCAUCACUGGCUUGGACUGCGCUCACCGACAUGUCCCGCAGACCUGCACAGGGGCUGGCACAAGACUCCAAUGAAGCCAACACAAUUUCUCCAGCAAGCGCAGAGCGCCUUACCAAAACCAACCCCCGACCUUGGCUCCCACCCGCUUUCCAAGCAACCUGCCCAUCCUAUCACACCUGUUUUCCGCCCGGAGAAAAGCUCGCAGUCUUGUGUCAUCAAGACGUUUGUCACGGAGAUUUGCCCAGCUUAAUUUCAAACGCGAAACUCCCCAUCGUGGCGGCAAGGAAAGGUAACGAUCUUUGCAAUCUCAAAGGUCAGACAGGAUUUCCAAGCCAACAGGUGGCCAAACCACCAAAGCACCGGCGACUUGCUGCAAAUGCACGCGAAAGGAGGAGGAUGCAUGGUUUAAACCAUGCUUUUGAUGAAUUGCGAAGCGUGAUUCCAGCUCUGGAUAACGACAGGAAACUGUCGAAGUACGAAACCCUGCAGAUGGCACAAAUCUAUAUCGCAGAGUUAGCCGAACUUUUGCGGAAUGUCAGUGAUGGGGAAUCAUCUCCUCGCUCGCAUUCCAGUGACUGGGAGGAAGAUCAGCCACAAGGUCCGACGUGCCAGGACACACAACCUCUCACAUGUCAUCAUGGUGCGGAAAGCCGAACGGGCUAACAUGCCUUCUUGCAACUGAACAUUUAAUCAACCACACAUUGUGUUUUUAACUUCUCAUUGUAGAGAUUGGGAACAUAAUUAUUUUUAUAAGGUCCAAAUGGCGAGAAAAAAGGUAUUCUCACCCAAUUUUGCAACGGUUGCACACUUACGAAUACUGCCGCCGAACCAGUGGAUAGGAAAACCACCAGCAGAAUAGUGAAGCAGAAUAGUCCAUUACACUGUGUGGGAAGGAACUGCAGAUGCUAUUUUACACCGAAGAAAGACACAACAUGCUGGAGUAACUCAGCGGGUCAGGAGGCGUCUCUGGAGAGAAGGAAUGGGUGACGUUUCGGGUCGAGACCCUUCUUCAGACUAUUGGGAUACAACGAAUCUCAGUUUUGAACGUGUGUGAUGUUCCAUUAGCAAUUGUUGCGCUGUUUUCACCGCCGGCUUCAACACUGACAUUGAAAUUCAAGUCGCAGCACUACUAGUCCAUGCCACGAUCGUGUUAUGUAACAUCAUUCCCCCUCAGUGCAACCUGGUCCAGGAAUAAUUAUUGGAACUUAAUCAUCAUACCUGAAUGAAUCUGGAAUGAAUUCGAGAGACGUAUUCAGAAAAUUGUUUACUGUAGAGUAAAAUUAUGCUUUAUUGGUCAAUAAAUUCACCU
Leucoraja erinaceus (little skate) is the source of this 1436-nucleotide messenger RNA. RefSeq names its product transcription factor ATOH1-like. Lineage: Eukaryota; Metazoa; Chordata; Chondrichthyes; Rajiformes; Rajidae. Bases 158 to 790 code for a protein of 210 amino acids. The record is from RefSeq and is a predicted model, not a curated record. The transcript has a single exon. Gene Ontology annotation, molecular function: protein dimerization activity.